AGGAAAGCGGUGGCCCCGCCCCCGCGGUGUCCGGCUCAGCGCUGCCGGCAGCCGGGACGGGGCAAGAGGAGGUGGGCGGCAGUGACCGGCGCCGGUCGCUGGCGCUGCAAACCGCACCGUCUCACCAUGAUAGUGCGUCCCCAGAGCGUGCAGCAUCCCCGAGGAAGUCGGUGCCAGCGGCUGCCGGGACAGGUAGUGAAGAUGUCCAGCAGCGACUCCGAGCGCCCCCAGCUGCUGUUCGUGAAGGUGCUGGCGAACCGGGGGCGGCUGGAGGCGGUGACCCAGCAGAUGGGCUACCACCCGCAGUACCUGGACAGCUUCCUCAAGACGCAGCACUAUCUGAUGCACAUGGACGGGCCGCUGCCCUUCGACUGCCGCCACUACAUCGCCAUCAUGGCAGCCGCCCGGCACCACUGCCGCUACCUGGUGAACCUGCACGUGCUGCAGUUCCUGCAGGCGGGGGGGGAUCCCCAGUGGCUGCGUGGCCUCGACUACAUCCCCCCCAAACUCCGCAACCUCAACGAGAUCAACAAGAUCCUGGCACACCGGCCAUGGCUCAUCACCAAGGAGCACAUUGAGAAGCUGCUGAAGAUCAGUGAGUGGAGCUGGUCGCUGGCAGAGCUGGUGCAUGCUGUUGUCCUCCUGGCGCACUGCCAUGCCCUCGCCAGCUUUGUCUUUGGCUGUGGCUGCGAGCAGGACGAGGGGCUGGGGGGCCGAGGCUCGCUGAAGGCCUUGUCCCCUGGGAACCAGUGCUUCUGCGAAGCCACCGCCGGCAACGGCUGCAUCCAGGAGCUGCUGCGUGUCAACCGCAAACGGUCCCUGGACUCCUGCAUGGAGCUGGAUUCUCUGCGGGAACGCAUGCAGCGGAUCCACGUGGAGACUGAGGGCAGGGAGGAGAUGAGGCUGCUGCAGCAGGACCGGGAGGAAGGACUCUCCCCUCCAGCUGAUCCCGACGGGGCAGUCACCAGUGCCACCAAUCUUGCAUGCUACAUGCAGGACCCUGACUUUGGAUACCAGGACUUUGCGCGGCGUGACGAGAAUGAGACGCAGGUAUUCAGAGUCCAGGAUUACUCCUGGGAGGACCAUGGCUUCUCACUGGUCAACCGGCUCUACUCUGACAUCGGGCAUCUCCUAGAUGAGAAGUUUCGGAUGGUGGAUGGCCUGCAAAGCACGGCCAUGGCCAAGAGGCAGGGCUGUGAACCCUCUGUCUUCAAGCGGGGCAUCUGGAACUACAUCCACUGCAUGUUUGGCAUUAGGUACGAUGACUACGACUACGCGGAGGUGAACCAGCUGCUGGAGCGAGUGCUCAAGGUGUACAUCAAAACUGUCACCUGCUACCCGGAGAAGACCAACGCAGAGAUGUUUGACAGGUUCUGGAAGCAGUUCAAGCACAGUGAAAAGGUCCACGUGAACCUGCUGAUCCUGGAAGCCCGGAUGCAGGCAGAGCUGCUGUAUGCACUGCAGGCCAUCACCCAGUACAUGAUUUCCUAGAGGGUGGGGAGCUGUGCUGCGGCAGGGCCGGGCACCAUCCCUUCCCUGGACUUGUGUGAGCUGUCAUGCUGGGAUGGCCGCCAAAGGAUUGCUCAAUUUAGCUGACCUGACUGUCUUGUUCUUUUGCCCACCCCCAACACCCUCCGUGGGGCUUGCUGAGUGGUCCCGUUACGUGCAAUUACCAAACUGUGAGGCAAAUCCGUGCUGCUGAGAUGUCAGUGUGAUGCUGGAGACUUGAACAUGUCCAAGAAGGACUGCCAAAGAUGCAGGAGGUGGGAAGGGACUGGGGCUGGUUUUGAGGGCUGCUCCUCUCUCAGCAUGGCUGUGUGCUGCAGGAGCCUUGGCCUCUGCAGGGAGGGCAAAGGGGAGAGCUGGUUUCCCUCCCUGUGCUGCUGCAGUUGCCCUUCUUGCAAGCCACCCCUUGGUGCUUGGCCUCCUUGAUGAUGCAUCUCGCUUGGGAGCAGUGUCAACAGCUUGUGGGCACAUUGCAGCAUCCUGAGUUCCGUGGUCAGGCAGGGGAGAGUGUGGGCUCCAAACGAGGGCUUUUCUCCAGCCCAGCAUGGGAUGGGGAUAUGCUUGCUGCCUACCUGUCCUGUCCUGUCCUUUAGGUCUAUGUGCCAAACCCCUCUGGGAUGGACAAGCAGUGACCCAGGUGAACUCCAAACUGUGAAGCUCUUGCUGGCAGGAUUCCUGUAGCGCUCUCACAAGAGGUUGAGAAAGUCUCUGACAGUGUUCAGGCUCUGGAGUUUCCUGCAGGGGACUUCGGACAGUCGUUUAGGAGAUUGUCUCCAGCCCCCUCCUCUACCUCCUCUCAGCAGGAGGGCAGGAGGAACAAAAAAAGCUUCCUGAGUUACUGUAUCUUCUGAGAGGACUCGGGUCCUGUGCCCAGUCACUUAGUGCUGAACAGCGUUGUGGAAGAGCCUGCAGCCAUCACGAGAGGGCUACAGAAAGCUGCCUGAAGCUGGGCUGCCCUGCUGGAGUAGAGGCAGCCCAGUCCAUGCCCUCUGCCUGGCAAGCAGAAGCCUGCACCAGGGCUCCAGAACUGCUCUCCGCCUGUGCAGCAGCAGCCCCGGGCUGGGGAGGUGCUCCAGCAAGCAGCCCUAGAAGAGGAACGAGGGCACCUGUGCUCAACGGAGCCUGCAGCAAGGGCAGCUGUGGAGCCAGCCCAGCACACACUGCUUCCGUCAACCUGUUUACUGCGUAAAUGUACCGGGAGAAAACUUUGUGUAUGGAAGCUACAGAAAAAGCCUAUUUUUGCUAUAAAUAUAUUAUGUUUGACAUGGA
Molecule: messenger RNA, 2775 nt
Organism: Pogoniulus pusillus (Red-fronted tinkerbird)
Lineage: Eukaryota; Metazoa; Chordata; Aves; Piciformes; Lybiidae
Product: sestrin-3-like
Exons: 9
Coding region: 127-1491 (454 amino acids)
Biological process (GO): positive regulation of macroautophagy; cellular response to leucine starvation; negative regulation of TORC1 signaling
Cellular component (GO): nucleus
Molecular function (GO): oxidoreductase activity, acting on peroxide as acceptor; L-leucine binding
Source: RefSeq, a predicted model, not a curated record